CCUAAAAAUAACAAGCAUACUUUUUAGCUAAAUUGAAUAAACACAACUUCCUAUUACAAACAUUUUUCACAAGCUUUUAGUUUGUGAGGAUAUGGUUGGUGCCCUCCCCAAUAGAUACUCCUUCUCCCUUUUUCCUUAAUGCCCAAAAUGUCCUUUCAUGAUAGAGGUUAAAAAUGGGAAAGAUUCAUUUUGCUACUUUUCCUUGCAGUUAGGGUGGCCAUAUACAUAGCCCAUAACUGAAGAGAAAUCAAGGGGAGUCAUCUAUUGGCUUCAAGAAGGUUUAUUUCAUAAUAUAUAGGGAGUUACACGAGGGGAGUUCUCUUGCGUUUUUGUCUGGCUUUAUUUUUGGGACAUAGUUGUGUUUACAUGUGAGUUUUAGAGCUACAGCAGCUAUUUUGUAACUAUGAGGUGAUAAGCCUGAGGACUGAGGCCAACAGACUGAGGACAGGGAAAUGGAAAAGCCUGGUCCUUGAUUAGAGCGUUUAGUUGUUGAAACUACCUGGGGCACUCCAUCUCCAGAUUUUAUUGUUACAUUCUCCUAAUUUAAAUGGGUUUUGAAAUGAACAAGUGCUCAAAAUACUUAAACAGUCAGAAUAAUUUUUUCAUAGCUUCUCAUCAACUACAAAACUUCUUAAAGAAGACUCAAUUUCUUCUUUAGUUUUAAACCUGGCUGAAUCAUCAUAGUUUUGAAUCUCAUACAUUUAUUAUAUGGCCUCAAUUGUCCAUUAUAUCCAUGCACAUUAUUAUCAGGAUUUCCAGGAUAUGGGUAAUGUGAGUGGGUAAUGGAGAACUAUGGGAAAUUCUAGAACUAGAAAGAGACAGGUCUUCACUUUCAGAUCUGAUUGUAGCAGCAGUGCAGAUGGAUAAAUAAGAGGGAUCAUGUGGGAAAAUGCUAGCAUAAGAGUUAGGAGCCCCUACAAUUCAAUAGUACAGUUCAGUUAAAACCUAAAGAGUGCCUGAACUUGUGUGGCAGUCUAGGCAAAGAGAUGGAGGUCACUGUGUCUGUAGAGUCUAUUCUUAGCAUGUGAGAAAUAUAGAAAAUCUUCUGAAGGUUUUCAGUCAGAAUGCAAUUUCCAUAAACAUUUAAGGAGUUGCUACUGUGUAGUCUGCUGUGUACUUAGCACUAUCAGCAAAGUAGUCUACAAGGCAAAAGUGAUCUUUGUGCUUACAGAAUUUAUAGUUUAUAGGGAAAGAGGAAUAAAAAGAAACUAAUAUCUUAUGGGUGCAAUGAUGGAGGACCUACCAAGUCUACCAAGGUUAUGGGAAUAUAAAUAAUGACAGCUGACUUUUACUAACUAUUUACCAUGUGCCACACAUAGUUCUAACCAUUUGACUUAUAGUGUUUUAUUUAAUUGUCAUAAGAGCCCAAGGAAAGAGAUGCUAUUAUUACUCUCCUUCUUUUAGCAAUCAUGAACCUGAAGCACAGAGAGUUUGAGUAUUAAUAACUCUCAUGUUAGUUAUUACAUUUAUAUUCUCAGCAGGGUCCCCAGGAAGAAAUUUCCAGUAGGUGUUUAGAAGUAAAAACAUUAGAAGGAAGAAAUGAAUUAAAACAAAAACUCUGAUAUUCCAUGAGAAACAACAACUCAAAUGAGUUAUUGCAAUUCUUGCAAAAUUUGAGAUAAAAAUGUAGAAAACAUGGAGGUAGAACUUGUGGAAAAUGUCCAUUUAGGAAGUGGGCAGAAAGAGAGAAAGAUUCAAAGCAAUAUAUUUCCCAUAAGAUAUAAAGAUGAUGGGGAGAUGGGAGUUCAUAUUUGUUGUCUUGGGGGAUGUACAAGCCCAAGGGUGAAGGGAAGACUUGAGUAAAAUUGUGAGCCCCUGAGGAACUGCAGAUCACGGUGCAGGGUGUAAAUACAAUUCCUUUAUUUUCUUUUUAGAUCUACAAGUCGUUCUCUUGGGAGGAGACACAGAAAUUUCUAUCCUGUUUAUAACCAGGUGCAUUGUAUCAGCAAACUCACAUGAAAUCUUCUGUGUCUUAUCUAGUGGCAAAUGUGACAAUAAUACUUUGUUUUUCUCUGUUGUAUAAGAGGACUCAAAGUCAUAAUCAGAAAUCAUGAUCUGUUGAACAUAAUGAUUUCCAGGGCAUAUUGGAGUUUAAAGGCGGACUGCACCUUCCUAGUAUCAAAGCAACCAAAGUUUCAGAGCCUGAAAUUUCCCUUCGAGGACCACGAUUGGUUAAUAACAAGACUAAGGAACAACCAAGGAUUUCUCAUCUAAGGAGGAUCCUCUUAGAGAAGAAUGGCUCCUGGAAAUGGCUCUCUUGUGACUGAAUUCAUUCUUAUGGGAUUAACACAGCAGCCAGAUCUCCAAAUGCCCUUGUUCUUCCUGUUUCUAGCAAUGUAUGUUGUUACAGAGUUGGGGAAUUUGGGCUUGGUAACUCUAAUUGGGCUGAGUUCACACCUUCACACCCCCAUGUACUUUUUUCUCUUUAAUUUGUCCUUCAUAGACCUCUUUUAUUCUUCUGUGUUUGCACCUAAAAUGCUGAUGAACUUCAUAUCAGAGAAAAACGUUAUCUCCUACGUAGGGUGCAUGACCCAGCUUUUCUUUUUCUGUUUUCUUGUCAUUUCUGAAUGCUAUGUGCUGAUGUCAAUGGCCUAUGACCGCUAUGUGGCCAUCUGUAACCCACUUUUAUAUAACAUUGCCAUGUCCCCUAAAGUGUGUUGCAACCUUAUGCUUGGUUCAUACCUGAUGGCCUUCUCUGGUGCCAUGGCCCACACUGGGUGCAUGCUGAGACUGACCUUCUGUGACGCAAACACCAUCAACCAUUAUUUCUGUGAUGUCUUUCCCAUGCUUCAGCUGUCCUGCACCAGCACCUAUGUUAAUGAGAUGGUGGUUUUCAUUGUGGGGGGCAUCAACAUCACUGUGCCCAGUCUCACCAUCUUUAUUUCUUAUGGUUGUAUUCUCUCCAGCAUCUUUCACAUCAGCUCCAAGGAAGGCAGGUCCAAAGCUUUCAGCACCUGCAGUUCCCACAUAAUUGCUGUUUCUCUGUUCUUUGGAUCAUGUGCGUUUAUGUAUCUGAAACCAUCUUCUGCUGGGUCUAUGGAUGAGGGAAAAAUCUCUUCUGUCUUUUAUACCAAUGUGGUUCCCAUGAUGAACCCCUUAAUCUACAGUUUGAGGAAUAAAGAUGUUAAAGUUGCCCUGAGAAAAAUCCUGAGUAGGACAAAAUUUUGAUCAGAAACUGAUCUCUGGAUGUCUGUAGUUACAGGGCAGGGAGCCUCUGUAUUUUAUUACAACAGUUUAGGAGGUAAUAUUUUUUCUUAUUGUGUCUUAUCAUGAUGAUGUUUAGUUGAGUAUCCUCUCAGUUAUGUUUCCAACUCUUUUUUAAUAUAGGUUUUCCUUUUUCCCCAUAAUUUGCACAUUUUCCCCUUUUCAUCAUUUUUCCUGUUAUGAUGAAGUUAAGGAAGUUUUAAUCUCUGUUUUUUUCCACUGCCAUUAUGGACUUUCUUUUUAUCUCCUGGAAAAGAUGGAUGCUUUUGCAAAUUUUCAAGUGAAAUAAACCUAGGAUGACAAUGUGUUGGUGGUAUCUAUGGUGUUCUUUUCCUUGACUUACGAUAUGCCAAUGCAUACAUGAAUCAGACAACUUGUUUCUCCUCUUGUCUUCCAUCUUCCUUGGGCAGCAUCUUGUCUUCUUCAAAUGGCAGUGUUUCACAGAUAUGCAAGGCUCCACAAGGCCUAUCAUAUAUAACCCAUUUUGUCUUUGUAAACAAUAUGCAUUAAUCUUCUUUUGGCAUAAAUUUCACAUUUAACUUUGUACAUUAAAAAUAACUCACAGUAGACCACCAGAAUACAUUUGUUUCAUGAAGUCGCACAGUUUCUUCAUGAAAAAGCCUCCAAUACACUAAUAGCCUCCUGAUUGUAAGCCUACCUCUCUCUCUGGUAUACUUUAUUUUUACUUCAUUUUAUUAUUUUUAUUCACUAAGCAUGAAAUACUGCAUGAGAAAGCAUUACUUUUGGGAACUGAGUAUGCUUUGUUUCUACAUUAUAUGUUAACUUCUCUCAGGAUGUAUAUUGCUCUGGUCUUUUUGAUCCAGAUAGUAGUUUGAUCAUUCUUUUCAUUGUGAAAGAAGAGGUCUGUUAAGCUAAGCAUAGUUGCAAGAUAAUUGGCUCACAAUAGGAGUUCACUUUUUUACUGAAAAGUGAAAAAAAAAAAUUGAAACAUUUUCAGGUGCUUGUAAUUCACAGACAGGGUCUGGGAGAGAAAGGAGCCCAGGACAUGUCCUUAGGCCAAGACCCAGGGAGACACACAGCCAAUAAAUGGCAGGUGCCUCUGUAGCAAAUGGCCAAAGAGGAUUUAGAAACUACAUUUCAAAUUGAAUUUGUAUCUGUUCUGUUGAGUACUGUAACUAUCCUUCGCUGUCAUAAAGAUUUGAUAAAACUUGUAAUCCACAAUGGCCAUACAUUAAUAAUGUUUUAGGGAGUGAACGUGAAAAAACCGUGGCCACAUUUUGGGGGAAGAAGAAGAGAAAGGAGAGCAUCUUUAGGGGAAAACAUCAUGAGCAGUAACUGAAAGUCAGGAAGAAGGAAUUUACGAAGUAAAAAGACAGAAAAUUAAAGGUCCUAUCUAUGAUACUCUUCUCCACCUUUGAAGAUACUACAAAUAUUAUGGAGAUCACAGGGUUUUCCUGAGCAGGACAGAGACUUCAGCCAUUUGGUAUUAAAGACAGGAUAAACCCAGAGGGCUAGGGCCCUGGAAACAACCAAAUUGCUCCUGUUCAUGUUGGGUUUCAUUUGCUAUUUCCAUGUGGAUUUUACUAACAUCUCACAUUGCAUUUUAGAGAUAAAAGAUAAUUUGAAAGAAAUGUUUGGUGAGUAAACUAAAUCAUGAUCAUUUCUUUUCUAGAAUACGAUGUUGUAUUAUUUUCCCUUUGAGAAAACAGCAAAAAAGAUGAUUUCUCUUAAAAGUCUUUACCCUGAAUCAAGUAACAAUUUAAACAUUUUCUAAGAUAACUGUAACAAUAUUUACUAUUUUACCAUUUUUCUAAUCUCCAUUCAAUAUUUAGAUAUUAUGAAAUUUAGCAUAAAUCGUUUGUUGGCAUGUUUGAUUUUAGAUAUUUGGCUUUGCUAAAUCCUUGAGUUAUGGUUUGAAAUGACCAUGGAAAUUCCAAUCACCAGCUGCAAUAUGGACUUGCUUGAUUUUCACUGAAAAUAUUCUAUUAUUAUAAAAUAGUUGAUCUUAUUUUUAGUAUUCUUUUAAAUUUUCAUUUAUCUUUUGCUGGAAUUGUUUACAGUGAACAGCGUUUCUAAAUAGAUAAAUAAUAUUUCUGCUACUUGAAAUGUUUUGUGGAUAUUGUACAAGCACAUCCACUCUGUUUUAUAUAUUACCAGGAUUUGAGGUGGCCCAAAGGGUGGAUUAAAGUGGAUCACCCAUCUUUCAUUUGACAAGCCUCAAAAUACAAAUGAAAUCUGUUUCAAUUUCCAAAAAGGUACACUUUCUUUAAAAUAGACUUUAUCCUUUAAGAUUAUAUUGGAGAAAAAAGUUUAAAAGAUAUAAAGACAUAAUGUAUAAGUUAAGAGUGGAAAAUUUUUAGUAUACAACUUAGUUGAUAGUUUUAGUUUGCAAUUUUUAGCAUUAUGCAUUUAUUUGAUUUUCCCUUAAAGGGAGGGAAAUCAAUUCUGAGUGUUUUAUGUAUAUGACAAUGAAUUAUCCUUUUGUAGGUUUUUUUUAAGUGUAAACAAGUUAUGAAACUAUGAUUCUAUUGAGGCUGUCACAGGUGAAAAUAAAACUGGUAAGUCAUGGGAUUUUUCUCAAGCUGAUGUUCUAGGAAGAUGUUUCUAAGUCAAUAUGAAAGGUUGAAAUUUCUGUGCGAUAACAGACAAUGGCUCUCAUAGGGAUAGGCCAGAAAGAAAGUUUGCUCAUUACAUGCUGAAUUUAUUGAAUGCGAACUUUCUCUAAGCAAGCUUAGGCUGAGUGAGAUCAUGGUGCACUCUGGUUAAAGGCUGAUGAAAGCCAGAAGGAAAUGGGGUUUGAGUUCUACAUGUCCUAAUUGCCUCAAACCCCACAAUCGACUAAAGCCCACUCUGCACUCUUCUUUAAACUGACUUUCUACAUUACAUUACAUUAAACACACAUGCACUACACACACCAAGUGUUUUGUAUUGCUACAUGCCUAGCAACUUGUUGCAACAUACUAUAUGUCACCAACAUAUAUAUAACAUGGCAAAGAGGAAGACAUAAAGGUAGAGUUUCACAAUACAACAUAUUAGUUGCAUCUGACAUGAAAAAUGAUCCUAAGACAGUCUUAAAUAGUCAAUAUUACUCUGUAAAUUGGUUUUGUUAGCAUCAUAUCCAUGUUGGGAAUGAAAGGACGUUUUCCAUAAAUGUGGCAUAGUUGGUUUCUCUCUAGCAUUGUGACGUUUCACUGUGAAUUCGCCUGAGCACCAGAUGAAGUAAUUUAUAUUCAGGGGCCAUGUUGUAGAGAUACGUACUUUUAAAUAUUAAAAUCAUUAAAAUCUUACUCAAUGUGAGGAAGUUUCUUAUCUGAGGCAGAGCCUCGCAUCUUCCUCAGUGAGGGGGAGGCCAGUGGAAUCACCAAGUCUCUCUCUGACAUAAAGGUGAAUUAUGCCGCUGCAUAUAUGAGCAUAGAGACAUGUGUAGGUGUUACAAUUGCUCUUUAGGAAAGCCUUGCACAGUUUCCUCUGCACUGCCCCGUCUCACAAUCUCUGUGCAUCUCAGGAAGAAAUGACAGACGAACGGGGGAGGGAAUCCUACUUCCCACUUCACAGUCGAGUGGCCUGCUGCCCACAGAUUUUCAUGGCUUGCUCCAAAUCACUACUCAUAAGUGGGAGAGCUGGGACUGGGAAUUGGAUGUUUUGAUU
Molecule: messenger RNA, 6813 nt
Organism: Microcebus murinus (gray mouse lemur)
Lineage: Eukaryota; Metazoa; Chordata; Mammalia; Primates; Cheirogaleidae
Source: RefSeq, a predicted model, not a curated record